Amoebophrya sp. A25 is the source of this 1223-nucleotide messenger RNA. The record is from the annotation of a GenBank genome assembly. NCBI's taxonomy places the organism in Eukaryota, Dinophyceae, Syndiniales, Amoebophryaceae.
GUAAACGACAUUUGGUCGUGGAUCUUGAUCUCGUAAAGAGUCUAUUGUAAGUGUCACUUGACUUCGAGACCUACUUACAAGUCGUCCAACAACAACAUGUCGAAAAAGGCAGCGCUCGUUGCAGCAGCAGCGAUCGUUGCAGAAGCUAUAGAAAGUGGUAGCAAACACCGAAGCUCCAUCGGACGAGAAGACGUGAUUAUCGACGCAGGCUCAGGGUCGUCGUCUACUGGAGUGAGGUCAUAUCAAUGGGAAGAAUCAUCGAACCUAUUGCUGCGACGUGGCAGAGAAGAUGAAAGCGGUACAACUAGCAGCUCCGAUGCUACCGUGGAGGUGACCUCUUCAGGUUCUGCCCUUCAGGUCGAGCAGAGGUGGAACCAAAGGCAGAUCCAGGAGAGGUCCAGUCGUCGAAAGGCAGACCCAGCUGAAGUGUGGAUAACACAUAAGGCGAGCGUUUCUGUCACUUCGUCUAGAACAGACACAGAGAGUUGGUCACCUUUAUGCAGCAAAAGUCGAGUGGUGGCCCCUUGGGGGUGUAAAUGUUAUGAUGUUAUGGUUGUUCUAGUUCUUCUUCUUUGUUCUUUAGGGUAGUUUAUCAUUUUUAUGAAGAUCAAGAUGUCAGAUCACUGACUUGUUGUUCUUCAUCAAUUGAAUUCAUGCAGAUUAUAAUUUCACGAAAAAACCAUGAAAACCCCAAUAAAGGAAUUUUUAUGGAUUCGCAGAAGCACGACCUCCUCUGACUGAAGCAGAACUACUUCUAAUACCUUCUUACCUCAUGAUCCCAAGGACAGACCUUGCUCUAAAAUCUCGCCAAGCGUCCGUCACAAACUGCCGGUCAAGGCGCAACUGCUUUGUUAGAUGAACACACUCAUCCUGUAGCUUUCAGUGUUGUACCUAGUGGAACUGGAGCAAAUCAGACCACAGUCGAGACAGCUGCACGUGCAUGGCGAGCACGCAUCGCAACCAAUGAGACGGAUAGAAUCGUACGGGGAGACCUUCUCGUGAAUGGUGGUCUUCUUAUAGAAAGCCCGAUUAUGUCAUCGUCAACUCUUCCUGGCACAAGCAAUCAGCAGGUGUCUUAUUUUUUCUUCAUCAUGGAUAAGGUUAUGGUUAAAGAACUGAUGAAACACACGCAACAGUUACAUCAGUCUCAGUCGCACGAGAAGGAGAAGGCAUGUCCUUCAGCUUCUUGCUCUAAGCCUUACCAACAUGAACAACGACACUGA